Molecule: messenger RNA, 975 nt
Organism: Phytophthora nicotianae INRA-310
Lineage: Eukaryota; Oomycota; Peronosporomycetes; Peronosporales; Peronosporaceae
Exons: 4
Coding region: 59-850 (263 amino acids)
Biological process (GO): calcium-mediated signaling
Molecular function (GO): calcium ion binding; kinase binding
Source: RefSeq, a predicted model, not a curated record
UACAUAUUCAUUCAUUUCAAAGCAAUCCUUCACUUCAUUCUCAGCAGGAUCGAUCAUCAUGGGCAACAAGCAAGCGAAGCCGACGCCGCCUCCGUCUACCUACUCGACCAACCCCUCCCGCUCGAUCAGCGCCCCGCCUAGUGCAGCAGCGUCGGCACCCCCGCCACCCCCUCCGCCUGCGCCUUCCAGCGCUCCUCGUACCACUUCGGCGCCGGUUCAACCACCUCCUGCACACUCGCUGCUGGAGACGAAACUGGCCGAAGUGGACGUGUCCGCCGUGUUCUCGCAGCAUGAAAUGCUGUCUAUUCGCAAACAUUUGGCGGCGGUUCUUGGUCAACACGAGAACGAUGCCGUGGUGAUCCCCAAGGACGAGUUCUUCCGCUUUUUGGCAGGCGGUGACGGAAGCACCUCCAGCCUCUAUGUCAACCGCCUCUACUCGAUCUUUGACAUGGACAAGAAGGGACAUGUGACGUUCGAGGACCUGAUGAAGGGCUUGUCAUUGCUGAGUCAGAAGGCGACGCGUGAACAGAAGCUCAUGUUGUCCUUCUACUUGCUGGAUCCCGAAGGCACAGGAUUCAUCACCAAGAAGAUGACGACGGAGCUGCUGCGCUCGUGUCUUGCGGAAUGCAACGAGCUGGAGAUCUCACUAUCGGAGGCUCAACUGGCUCACAUUGUCGACAACACCUUCCUGGACGCCGAUCUAGACCGCAACGGAGUCAUCGAUCUGAAUGAAUACCAGGCUCUGGACGCGAAGCACCCGGGACUGUUUGACUUCCUCACAGUGGACGCAUUCGGCGUGCUUAGCCACUUGGAGAAGGUCCACUCCAUGAGCAUUACCGUCCCUCAGUAAGGCAAAAUAGCAGCUCAGAACUCCACACCUUUAAUGCAUUUGCACGGCUAGCUCAGCUUCAUUCUUUUCAUAAACAAAAAAGGCCUUUUUUUCUUUCUUGGCACGGGUUUUUUGUUUUUUAAAAC